AUGGCUUUCCAAAGCUCCUCGCCCACCUAUGGCGACUGUGUCGCGUCCCUGCGCACCUCGCUCUCAUUCCUCGAGUCUUCCGUGGCGACCCUGGACGCAGGCGUACAAGACUUCCCCCGCCUCUCCUCCGUUCUCAAGACAGUCCGCCACUACGAACUGAUCCCCCAACCCACCCUUGCUGCCGCCGAAUCCUCCCUGCGCGACGAGAUCGGCCCCUUCGUCGCCCUCCUCCUCAACCGCGCCGACAAACACCUCGAGCGGCAAGCCCGCCGCAUCGAGACCCUCAAAGCCCGUGCCGAACUCAACGCCGGCCGUCUAUCACACUACCCGGCCCCAGGCGAGGAAGACGAACAAGGGGGUGGCUAUGGGAGUGGAUCGAAAGGGAAAAUACGGGGUACCGCCGCCUCGGCGUCUGCUUCUGCGUCUGCGUCUGCUAGGAUGAAGGGACGGGGUAAGCCACUGGAUGGCGGGGCCGCUCUGCGUGCUAAAGUUGUCCGCCAGCGAAAGGAGGCAUUGCAGUACAGCGUGGAGAGGUUGGAAUUGGAGGUGGCGCAGAAAGAGAGGGAACUGAGGAUGCGGUUGGAGCAGGCAUGA
Messenger RNA from Dichotomopilus funicola, 594 nucleotides. RefSeq lists its product as uncharacterized. The coding region runs from base 1 to 594 and encodes 197 amino acids. The transcript is spliced from 2 exons. The record is from RefSeq and is a predicted model, not a curated record. Gene Ontology annotation, biological process: attachment of spindle microtubules to kinetochore. Lineage: Eukaryota; Fungi; Ascomycota; Sordariomycetes; Sordariales; Chaetomiaceae. Gene Ontology annotation, cellular component: DASH complex; spindle microtubule.